Actinia tenebrosa (Australian red waratah sea anemone) is the source of this 1857-nucleotide messenger RNA. Its product is annotated as forkhead box protein A2. Gene Ontology annotation, molecular function: transcription factor binding; DNA-binding transcription factor activity, RNA polymerase II-specific; protein domain specific binding. Lineage: Eukaryota; Metazoa; Cnidaria; Anthozoa; Actiniaria; Actiniidae. The record is from RefSeq and is a predicted model, not a curated record. Gene Ontology annotation, biological process: cell differentiation; anatomical structure morphogenesis; regulation of transcription by RNA polymerase II.
AGUAUGCACGGUGACGCAUUUAAAUUAGCUAGAAAGCCUUGAUGAUAUUAGUCGAAGGUAUAUAAGUCACAUCUCACAAGAACCGGGGUUAACCACAGGCUAUAGAUCCGGAGGACUYUGGUCGAUCAAAACUGUCUUCAACUCUUUGAACUCAGGAGGUAAUCUGCACUACUCGCGAUCGAGGAAGGACGAACGUUUCAUCUACUAGUAGUAAAUCUUCGUGGCAAGAAUGUAUAAACCUACUAAAGUAUCUACUGAGCUUGAGCUUYUAGAGAUGGAGAUGAUGGAGCGUGGAAUUCAACAGGGCAUGCAGGAUCCACAAAAUCCUCACGAUAUGAAGAAAGCCAAAGAAAAGGAUAAGGCAUACAGACGUAGUUACACUCACGCGAAGCCGCCAUACUCGUAUAUAUCACUUAUCACGAUGGCCAUUCAACAGAGCCCCAACAAGAUGCUGACGCUAAGUGAAAUCUACCAGUUUAUAAUGGACUUGUUUCCGUACUACCGACAAAACCAACAACGAUGGCAGAAUUCCAUACGACACAGUUUGUCGUUCAAUGAUUGCUUCGUCAAAGUCCCGCGCUCUCCUGACCGACCAGGAAAAGGCAGCUACUGGACACUUCAUCCAGACUGCGGGAAUAUGUUCGAGAAUGGAUGCUACCUACGUAGACAAAAGCGCUUCAAGGCAGAGAAGAAACCUGACCUUAGCCACCUAACCAAAGUAAGCAGYAUGGUUCAUAAUCCUAUCAGUGUACAGAGCAUGUCCAAGGUAUCGCAACAACGGUCUCUCGCACCACCAAGCUAUUUGUCUCCAUCUCCGUACGGGACACCCAUGGGUAUGAGUCAUAUGGGCGGAAUGAGCAGUAUGGGUACUAUGGGCAUGGGGAUGGCUAUGAAUAAAUCCUUCAACCAUCCAUUUGCCAUCAAGAAUAUCAUCGCCAACGACCACGAAGCGGAUCUUCGAGGCUAYGACUCGAUGCACUUCAGUCCUUACCAUCCGACGGCUYUAUCCCAGUCCAUGGGAUCGAUGGGACUUCCAAAAUCAGCGUACGAUCCUCAGCCUAUAUCAACCGAUUCAAAUCCAUACUAUCAAGGUUGUGUAUUUACUCCUUCGAGUUGCACAGGAAUAUCUGGUAUUUCUAACCUUUCGUGAACUUACUAGAUAACUUUUMAAAUGAUGUGACCUUGCCAAGCGUGGAUGCAAGAAUAUAUAUGUAUUACAGACACUACGAGACUUGAUGUAUAUAUAAUAAUGCACUGGAGAAAUAAGUUACGCGAACGUAUUUUAUUAUGUACAUGUUGCUUGAAACUUUAUUAUGAUUACAUGUUGAUCUACUUUAAAACACGAGAGCUAAAUUGAAAGCUCUAGUUCAUCAUAAACCRCAUAAAAUAACGUACACAAAUGAAGAAACCAAAUCAAAUUAAUAUUGUAAAAUAGGAACUAUAUCGAUAAAAUACAAAAAACAAGUUUUACAUUGAUUAUAGAGUAUUUUGAAGAAAAUGAAUCUUCGUAAAUCAAAAUAUUUUCAAAUUGAAUCAACAAGAAAUGAUUUAUAGUUAAUGUUCAAGAAAUCGAAGUAGGUAGUAAGUAUAUUUUAUGUUAAGGUUGAUAUAUUGUUGGGUAUCUAACUGCCGGGCAGAUUAGACCAUAUUUUAUCACAGUCAGUAAACCAGUCAUUCCAUACAUCGAAUACAUGCGAGAGUGACCAAGUUUGGUUAGAUUUGUUUUGAUGUCAACCCCGUAUUUAACACACGAUUACUUUUAUUUAUAUUAGUCUAGGGAGAGGUUUUUGUAAAUUUGCAGUCAUUGCCCAAAUAGCUGUUUGUUAGUUCAAGAGAAAUAAAUUUAUAACGAAUCAA